AUGCAAAGUUUUGCGAAAAGUUUCCUCCCGAGUGCUGUUGAACUCGAUACGCUGAGGGCGGAGCGCCAUCUUGUAAAUGGUUCAUAUCCCACCGCCUUGGAAAGCCAUCUCGGCUGCUGCGACCCCUCCUGUGAAUGUCGUUCGCUCCAAAGGGGGAGUUCUCCGCUUUCCUCGUCAUCGAGGGUGGUGAAGAAGGAAAGGGAGGGGAAGGUAGAGGAGAUGGAGAUGGAGAUGGAGAUGGAGGAGCCCGUUGCGCUCGCAGUAAUUGGGCGGCGGUCUCCCGUCGCGUAUCACACCCUUGGCUCCCUUCUCGCCUCCACGAGCAGCACCUUCGUUUUCUACCCUUUUGAUUUCCUUCGGACGCGGUUUAUGUCGCAGGAUGGGACCAUCCACCGCCAGCAUAACGGGCAGACCUACUCCUCCCUCCUCCAAUCGUUGCGCGCGAUCCUGCGGGAGGAAGGGGCUCGGGCGCUCUUCCGGGGGUGGUAUAUCGCCGUCUGGGGCUCCGCUCUCGCGUGGGGGGUGUACAUGUCGAUUUAUCGUCAGCUUUGCAACCUUACCGAGUUCACCUCCUAUCCGAGUCGGUUCCUGCUUUCCAUGGUGGCGAGCACGACGUCCUGUUUAAUUAGUAAUCCAUUUUUUUUGAUUAAGUCGCGUAUGCAGCUGGAGGAGACCACGAAGGGAUCAUCUUAUCGGACCUUUAGGAGCGGCAUCCGGCACGCUACGAGGACGUCUGGGGUGCUCUCGCUUUGGCGCGGAACGUCGCUCCAGCUGCUGCUUUCAUUCCCGAAUUCGCUUAAUCUGCCCACGUACGACUACCUCAAAUCUCUCAUCCUACGGUACCGCUGGCAGCAUACCGAUUCGUCGCCUGAUCUGAGCAAUUACGAGAUCGCGGCCUGCUCAGCGACCACGAAGAUAUUAAUACUUAUACUUUCGCACCCCAUCAUGACGUUGAGGGUUCGGCUCCAGGAUCAUCGAUCGAGAAUCGGCGCGCCGCACUACGUGACCGCUCCGCAAGCCCUCAUGACGGUUCUGAGGAUGCAAGGCAUCCACGGCCUGUAUCGUGGCUUUUACGCCUCGAUCUUCCACACGUUGCCUCGUUCAAUGAUGUAUUACUUCGUCUACGAAGAGACGUUGAGUUUGCUGUGCAAACGAAAAGCUUAG
Phytomonas sp. EM1 is the source of this 1164-nucleotide messenger RNA. The record is from the annotation of a GenBank genome assembly. Lineage: Eukaryota; Euglenozoa; Kinetoplastea; Trypanosomatida; Trypanosomatidae.